AUGAAAUAUGUUGAUAGCUGGAGACUAUGUGAUUGUGAUGAUUUGAAAAACUCUGAAUGUAAAAAAAUCAUCAACGAUAUUGAAGUGGCUGUAAAUAAUCUAUACGCGAAAGAUAUUGUUUUUGCAGACCUCCGUAAUUCUAACAUCUUGGUUAUUAAAGAUGAUGAUGAAAAGUAUAGCAAAUACUCGAUCAAAGAAUUUACCCUAGCAUCAUGUGGUCAUAUCUUUUACCAAAAGUGUCUCGAGAAGCAUCUUGUGAAUGGUGAAGCGAUAUGUCUAAAUAAGGAGUGUAACAAAGUUAUAGGAACUUUUCUCUCUCUGGGGCUGGAAAAAAAUAAGGAUAAGGAGAUAGGAUUACAAGAGUCUACAAGAUCAUCUGCAGAUGAAACGAACACCACUACUACAGAUUUGACCAAUAGCAUUGCUACUACUGCCACUAUGGCCAACAAGUAG
Messenger RNA from Funneliformis geosporum, 453 nucleotides. The record is from the annotation of a GenBank genome assembly. Lineage: Eukaryota; Fungi; Glomeromycota; Glomeromycetes; Glomerales; Glomeraceae.